Amphiprion ocellaris (clown anemonefish) is the source of this 7091-nucleotide messenger RNA. It is a transcript of the gene tmem130, whose product is annotated as transmembrane protein 130. Lineage: Eukaryota; Metazoa; Chordata; Actinopteri; Pomacentridae. The record is from RefSeq and is a predicted model, not a curated record. The transcript has 8 exons. The coding region runs from base 2199 to 3305 and encodes 368 amino acids.
CUAUUGAUAUGUUCAUGCAUUUAAAAUUUACUGGAAAAAUCAAAAGUCUGCUAAAAUAAAUAGAAAAAAAUUAUACAAUUAGAGAUUUUUUUGUGUGUAUACUUGAAGUUUUGGAAGAAGUGUUCAGAAACUUUCCUUACAUAAAUUAUCAAAAGUACUUUUUCUUCAUAAAAGUGUUCCUUGACAGUUUUAUGCUAUUAUAUAGGAUGUUUUUGGAUUAUUAUUACUGCAGCAUUGAUGUGUAUGUUGCAGUUCUACUACUGUUUACACUUCACAUCAUUUGAACUACUUUUUGUAGCGUCAUUGCUCUGUGAGAACUACACGUCUCUUCUUAGGGCUCUGAUCUUGACAUUUGCCCAUUUUUCAGCUAAUUCAAGAGUAUUAUUAAAUAUAACUUGAGACGUGGGGCAAUUUCUUACACCAUAAAUGAACACAUAAUCCUUUAUUUCAUCAUGAACGUUCAGAACUACCACAUAUGGAGAUAUGUUGUUCUCACUGUAAAGGAAUGGCGCAGAAAAGAGUCAGCUGAAAGUAACUAGUGACUAAAUCCGUCAGAGAAAUGUAGUGGAGUAAAAAGUGUAAUAUUUGGCUAUAAAGUGUGGCAGAGUAGAAUUGUAUAGUGGCAUUAAAAGAAAAUAGUCACAGUACAAGUACCUUAAGUUUUUGCUGAACUACACCAUGUCCCAAAAGUUUGUUCUCCCCACUGGACAACAUGUUUGAUUGUCACCAAAAUGGGUUACACCUGGUCAAUCAGGUACCGUUUGGUUGCUUGUCUGGUCAAACUGUCAGGUCCCAGUUCAUAAAUUUCUUGCCUGAACAAACUGCAUUACACUCACAACCAAAUUUUGGGCGUGUUCUUACCAUGGCCAAGAGUAAAGGUGGAAAAGCUACUCUUUCAGAGUCUGAGAUUCGUGCACAGGCCAUUGCUCUGAAAUGCAGGAAAAACUCGUCAGCAGGAAGCUCUAGCACUUGGCUGAAGUAUCCACUGGGUGCAGAAGUGGUGGCAAAGGUACAACAAAGAAGGAUCCUUCAAAGACUUGCCUCGCUUAGGACGCCCAUCUGGAGUAACUGCAAUAGUCAAGGAUCUGAUGACAAAGGCCAAGGGUAAAAGACACCAGUCAUGCCGGUGACUCAGUCAGAGGCUGAAAAAUCUUGGAGAAGAUGUUUCUAAGAGCACUGUGCAUCGUUAUUUAACAGAAACAUUGGGGCUGAAAGCUUUCAAGAGGCAACAUACCCCGUGACUCGCCAAACUGCAAAAGGAGAAGAGACUGGCUUUCACAAGGAAGUACAUAGCUCUGACUCCAAAAGACUGGAAGAACUGGAUCUUCUCUGAUGAAUGUCCUCUCUACUUAUUUCCAACACCCAACAGCCAAAACAACCAUAUCUGUUCAGAUGAUGGUAUAAAAAAGUACCAUCUUCUGAGCAAGUGAAAUUCAGUGCCCACAGCAUGAUUUAGGGGUUUAUGUCCAGUUCCGGUGUCUCGGAGGUGGACAUUGUGCCUCAAGGUAAGACUGUUAAUGCACAAUAUUAGACCAGCAACAUUCUAGAAAAGGUACUACUUCCAAUUUUGUCCAGGAGAAAAAAAUCGGGGCCUGUGUCUGAAUAGAAAAUAUUUAACAGACACUCUGAAUUGGUAUGCAAGAUGGUGCCCCAAUGACUCAGCAAUGGUGUUGUGAGCAUGUACCUGGCUGUGUGAGAUGGAGAAACUUGAGAGCCUAAACCGAUUUUCACAAUUAAAACACUGCACUUAAUACUGCCAAAACCUGAAAUGUGCAAUAUCAAAUGUCUUGUAUGUGUGGUACGUUUUCUUUUUCUUUUUAGAACCUUUUCUUCUAUUUUUCAGAGAAUGUUUUUAUAGUUAGCCUAGAAGCAUUUUUCUUUUCUUCAUUCAUUUUUUUCAUCUAUUUUUAUUUUCUUAAUAUCAAUGUGGCUGAUUCACAUUAGUAUUUAUCUUGAUGACUUUUUUGUCCUAGGAACCCAAUCCUAACCGAAUUGUGCAAUAGUUAAAUCAAAUCAAAUAACAUGCUUGUUGAGGAACUCUUAGAUUGUUGUUGUUGUCAAAUGAGCAUUUAGAGAAAGGAAAUAAAAGUUACCACAUCUGAGAUGGACGUCCCACACCACUGACAGCAGUGUGACUCAGACCAGAGCCUUCUACUCAAAAAGCUAAUUGUUCUUCGUCAGCCACAUGAUUGAAACGCAUGGUGACGAUUUCAAGGUUUUACGGCUCACAUUUGCAUGCUCUGAAUAGCAGAGGCCAGAAGGAGCCACAUCUCCCCCGAUUUCCAUCCACUCUGCUCUCAGGAUUAACUGUAUUUCUACUAGAGGUCCUCCAGUCAUCUCCAGUCAGAGGACCAGCAGAUAUGGGCAGAAAGCAUGUUGCGUGUAUCUUGGUGUUUCUCCUCCUGAUUCUGCCGGGUGUGGCAGUGACCACAGACCCUCUGACAGACUUAGAAAACAUCGCUGGAAAGCUGGUUUUCUACCAAAUGGACGGUAAUGCCACCUAUGUGAGAGACUCGGGAGAGCUGGCAUCAGAUAUUCCCACAGAGACCAUGUUUGAACUCUUUGAUCCCCAGAAGAAUUACAGCUCAGCAAAGCUCACCUACACCUGGGACUUAGGGAAUGGGGAAGUGAUCCAAGGCACUGAGCCGGUUGUCCGCUAUCAUUAUUCAACAUCAGGAAACUACACACUGAGGCUCAAAGUAGGAGUGGAUGUGACCAAAUAUGCACCUGCAAUCACUGGAGUCUACUCCAUGGAUGUCCAAGUGCUUGAUGCCAUCAAACACAUCGAACUGAGGGGGCCGUCAGAUUAUGAGGUGUCUCAGAACACCAGUCUGGCUUUUCAUGUCGAUGGAAGUCCCCCUAUGUGGGUUUGCUGGCGUUUCCUCCCAAACUGUGAGCCGGACCCGAUGGGUGGCUGCACCCUGACCAUGCUCUAUGAAAACACCCUGAGACUGAACCACACCUUCACCUCCACUGGCGUCCACUGUCUGGACAUCAGCGUCCGCAACGACAUCAGCAAGCUGCAGUCGUCCUUCAGCCUCUAUGUCAGGAGAAGCAAUAACCCCCACAAGUUGUUCAUCCUGUCAUGUGCUGCCAUCCUUGUCGCCACUUUCUCCUUCAUCACGGUGAUCGCCUGCCGUCCUCUACAUCACAGCAGAUCACAGAUUGCUGCUUCCAGUAACGCUGUAUUUCUGAAGAAUCAGGACUCUGAUGGUCAAAGCGCCAUUCGUUUGAACUUCUCCAGUGUGGAAAGAGGGGAGAAAGAGCCACUUCUCUCGCAACAUGGGACCCAAUACUGCUCUUAACCAUCACACUGCUCCUCUGUCUGCUUGACUUUGGUGGUUACAUGUACGUAUGUGAAAGAGUUAAAGUGAUCACUUUGUGUAUCUUUCAUAUCCUGUUAUGGAUACAUAUAUAGCUGUUCUGUGUAUGAUCAGUAUAUAACCUGUACGUAUCUGGGAGUAUGUUCUAAGCUGGAUUAAAUAGUGGUUUUUGCUAAUGUUCAGUAAGCUAAUAGGUAAUGAUGUGAUCAAUUAAUGAGUCACAGAGCUUCAAGUGACAUUCAAGUGAACUCAUAAUAAAUUAAUAUGCUCAAGUGCAGGUUAUGUUUAAACAAUGAGUGUUAAUUUAAGCAUGCUGUUAAUGGACCGGACCACUCAUUUAUUUAUGUUUUUUUUCAUAUUGAUGUUAUGAAUUUGGGUCUUGCUUUGCUGUUGCUUUCCAGAAACAGAAUAAAACAUGUUUCCUUUUUACAACCUUUAACAUGGAGUGUUAAAUAUAUAUGAAUUUAAUAGCUGUGUCUGAUCUGAUUUAUGCAGCGAGUGAAGAUUUGAACUCCAGAUUCCACAGGAUUGAAUUCUUGAAUGGUUGAUGUAGGCAUGUUGGCUGGUACAUUACCACGCUCACAAGCGUACCACAACUGUUGCUAUCACUUGUACUACAACUGCAUAGACUAUUAAAACGGGAGGGGGGUUGUUGGACAGCUGGAAUGUCAGGGGGAAAGAUGGAUGUGUGCUGGAGGAGGUUGAUGAUGAUCAGCCUGUUAAACUGAGGCACAGCAGUUAAUACAAGGAGGGAAGAAAAACUGGAUCAACUUUCAAGCGUAAGUGAGAAAAGAGCAGGGCAAAGUCAUACUUUCAGACACUCAUUAUAUGUAACAUCUCAGAUUUGAAUCAAUUAUAAAUUGCAUAAAACUGCAAAAACAAUCAAAAUUUUCUUUUCUUUUUUCUUUCUUUUUAUUUAGUUGUUGUCUAGUCCAGUUGCUUUGUGAGGAUGUACUUUGGCACAGCUGUGUUUACAACUAAAAGCUAAUGCUAGCAUGCUACCAUGCUCAAGCCAUGUCAGAUUUAUUUAUUAAAAGCCUGAAAUCACAAAUUGCAAAUUUGCCUCGGGGGGGUUCAAUCUUUACAGCAGAGAUGUUCAGUUUUACCGAGGGGCUACUUUUCAUUUUGCAAAAUGACAAUAGGCCAGGGGCCAUCUGACAAGCAAAUCAUAAAACUUAUCACACAAAAUGAGGAAACAACAAAAUAACCCAUAACUCACCUUUUUUGAAAUAAUUUAUUUUCAAAUGAACAGCCAAAGGCCAUUACAGAGCAUUUCUAUAAACAAAGAUAAAAAAAAAAAGGCCUGCUGGAAUUAAUUGAUUUAAAAUGUAACCCAGCACCCUAUUGCAGAGAUGAGCCUCACUGCUUUCCAGCAUUCAACACCAGUUAUCCUGACACAUUUCAUUUAUAUAAGGACAAACUCACCUCUUUAACAGGUGAAGACCUCGAGAAAAACAGAGGAAGGAUCCCUCUUCCACGACAGGGAGAUAUUCAGUCGCACUUCUUUAACGUAAAUGGAUCUUUUUUCACAGCAGACAUUCUGACUUAUAGCAGACUGUGUUUGCAGUCCUGCUGUUCUGCAGUGAAGCUCACUAACAAGGCUUAGUGAGAUGCCACAAUGGAACGAAGCCAUUGCUAAUGUCAUUAGUAAGAUCGGUGCUUAAACCUGGAGUAUGUGAUUUAUGCAAGAUGCAGUUUUUGAUAUAUUUCUCGAAAGCCUCUUUGCAUCCUGAUAGCCAUUAAAAAAGCAAGUGCUCUGAUAAUAAAAAUAAAAAGAUCUGUCAACUGUGACUGUAAAGAGGCCUUUCAAUUAGUGCGUACAGUGUGUGGUCUAACUGCCUGUUUAACUACUCACUCACCCACCUGCAUGUACUCUGCCUACACACUCAAUCUGACUUGUGUCUUCCACAAGGUUAUAGGCGGACACAUUGCUAGAACUCACACUGCACACAGAGAGCAUCUGUAUUUUACAGUUGCACCUAAAGCUAGAACAAAAUAUGCUAAACAUGGCAGUUGAUGCCAUCUAUUUGUUUAUUUAAGUGGCUUUUAGUGCUGAUAGCAGUUUUCCUUCAGUUUCAUUUGGAUAAGUUUACAUGUAUCUGUGUCCAGUAGAUGUUCACUACUUGUCUGCGUUGUAGCCUGGUUAUGACCAAGUGUCAUUUGGUAGUAUUUAUCCUUUAUUAGUACAUAUCGGCUCUGGGUAACUGUGAUAGACAAAGAGGGGUUUCUUGGGGUUUAUUUAAUGCCCUGAGAGGGACUUUAAUUGUAAUUUCAGUCUGAAAGUAGUAGAGCUAUGUCACCGGCGUGGCUAAAAAGUUUGCAAAACCAAGACAAACUUUACCUGAAUUACGUAAAUUGAGUCUGCAAUUGAUGAAAGAUGCAAAUUAUAAUAGAAGCAUUGUCAUUUGGCACAAAGCAAAAUACACUGAUUAUUCAAAAAGAAAACAUCAGGGUGUCAUAAAAUGUAGCUAAACAUUUGGGAUGACUUACAUAACACAAAACAAUAUGAUUGAAUCUUUUCCAACUGCGCUGACGUCAAUCAGAUUAUUUUUAUGCUAUUCAGUACCUUGUUGGUGUUUAAUGGCAGCUUGUCCUCUGUUAGAAACGUCGUGACAUUAUUAAUCGCGAGUCUCUUGAUGAAUACCAGCUGCCAAUGACACUGUUGGAGGCUGCAGGUGCUAAGAGGAAUGUCACUUCCGUCAGAGGAUCGACCUUGAGCUGAAACAUUGCUGUGGUUAAAGUGUGCAGCUGUUCAGUUUUUAGGAGAAAAAAAACAGCUCAUGAAGUUCGCUUUUAACUCUGUUGUAUUCCCUUAAAUCUGCCAAAGCUUUGUGAAUGUUUGGGGGUGAAUUAGUGGUUGGGGACUCUCUCUAUUCUGUGAAUGAAAAUGAAAAUAAAUGAAUCAUAUCACAUCAUAGCAGGCAGGUGUUAAAAUUAAAAUCAAACACAUGUGGGGUCUUUGAUGUGCUGCUGAUGUGUCCAUUUGUGUUUUUCUGGGUUUCUGUUUGAGUAAAAACAUGGUCUUUGGUGUAAAAGUUGAAAAGUAAUCCCAUCUAUGAAUACGUUUAAGCACAACUCAUGUGAAUCAUGUAACCAAGAAUGUAUUUUAAGACUGUUGUGUUUCUUUUGCUGUACUGAAGACUUCCCAGCUGUGUAGCUAAAACAACAUCUGUGGGCUUUCUAAUGAAAAUGUGUUGCCUUAAAUAAUUAGCUAUAAUCAUGUUGUUUAAAGAAGUAAUAACAGUUUUUUCCCCCUGAAACAAGCUGUGAAUAAGUCUAUUAUCACCUUGUGAGGCUUAUGGUAACGUGUAUGUGUAACCAACAGUUGCCAGUUUAUAAAUCCAGCAGAUGCAGAGCAACAUAUGCUGUUUGUUUGAAGCUGUAUCUAGUCACCUAAUUAACUGAAGUCCUGUAUUCACUCUCCUUGUAGCUUUUCUCUCAUUUGUCAGCAUCUUGCUUUUGAUUCUUUUGCUGCUACAUGCUUGUUCAUCAGCUCGCCUCUGAUGUUUUUGUGCCUGUUGUUUGCUGCCGACACACCAUGAGAGCAGUGAAAGUGAAUCUUGUCAUUAUGUUGCAGGAAAGAAAAUAGCGAGCAGAAAAAUGCUAAAAUGCUGCAUGAACUGACGAGAAAUACAGAGGUGGAGGAAAAAUCUCUUAGGUUUGUCACAUAGACUGUACAUAAAAAAAAGAUAUAGGAUCUGAAAUGUGAAACUGAAACAAAAGGGCCUUAUACUUGCAGUGUUGCUACCAGUCAGCAGGGGGCGACUC